AUGAAGUCAGUGGUUGUUGGACUAUUACUGGUCGGUCUGGCCCUAGCCCAGACCAACGAGGAAUCGACUGUUCAUUGGCGUAGGUUUUGGAAAGAAAGUUCUUGCUAUUAUCUGUUUUGCAAAGAAAGUUCUUGCCAUUUUUGUUCUGUAAAGAAAGUUUUUGUGAUUUUUUGUUUUGUAAAGAAAGUUCUUGCUCUUUCUUAUUCUGUAAACAAAGUUCUUGCCAUUUUUGUUCUGUAAAGAAAGUUUUUGUGAUUUUUUGUUUUGUAAAGAAAGUUCUUGCUCUUUCUUAUUCUGUAAACAAAGUUCUUGCCAUUUUAUAGCCUAUAAACCACGUUUUCCAUUUUAGAAUGGAGAGACCUGAUCUGUGAGACUAAAAAUGGCACUGGACCAGACAAGAUCAGUACAGAAAAGGCUCAAUGCACUAUUGCAUUGAGAGAAACCGAAACUGAUCACAACAGAAGAUUGGCCGAGAAAGAGGCCGGAUGCUUUGAUGUAAGUUUAAAAUUGUAAACUUUAUGUGGAAGACUAUUAAUAAAGGCGUAUUUUACAAAAAAAACUCUUUUAACCCUAUUUUUUAAGCCUUAAAACUUUUUUUUAAAGUGUAAAGAAAGUUUUUGCAAUUUUUUUUCUUGAAAACUUUAGAUAAUGCCAUUUUAAAAAGACGUGUAUGGAUUUGAAAGAAAUUUGUAGUUUUUAAGCCUAGCUGUGACAUUUUUAAUAAAGUAGGAGUUGAGUGAAACAUUUGUAAUGUAUUUUGCACUAAAAAUCUUCCACCAUACUUCCACUUCUAAAAAGUGUCAAAAAUGCAUUUUUAGGCCAUUUUAAGACGUUUUAAAAAUGGAAGUUAAGUGGAAGAUUUUUAUUGCAAAAUGCAUUACAAAUCUUCCACAACACUACCACUUUCUAAAUUUUAUUUAAAAAAAAGGCCAGGUUUUUGAGUACAAAACCAUUCCACGACGUAAUUUACUUCACUUUUAAGCCUUCCAGCCAUAAAAUCUCAACAAAACCUAUUCCAGGAAGUAGUCAACGGUACCACUCGUACCUACUGCGACCUACUUUGCCCCAAAGCCGAUACCGUCUACCUGAUCAAACGUGAUCCUCAGGUUCACCGUUCCUGUUUCGUAUUUUAUACGCACAGGCUGGAACGCCGUGGUGAGGAUUGGUUCUUGUGGCGUGACAAAAAGUGCCGUCAGAGCCAGAUCACGUUCACAAUCCGAUGUGAAUUCAACUUUAACCGCCGUGAAUUUCCCAGUGAUAAGGAGGUGUUCUUGAGGGCGGUCAAGAGAAUCGCUUAA
Bursaphelenchus okinawaensis is the source of this 1298-nucleotide messenger RNA. The record is from the annotation of a GenBank genome assembly. NCBI's taxonomy places the organism in Eukaryota, Metazoa, Nematoda, Chromadorea, Rhabditida, Aphelenchoididae.